AUGUGGAUUUUCAAAAACGUCAUCCAGAUGAGACCAACGCUCAUCAUCUUAUGUCUUUUUGGCAUAAUCACGACGUCAACGACAGCAUUUGGUAGACAGAUAACUAGAGAAGAGCAAACAGAUUCAGCGGAAGACGUCUCCUCUAAUGAACAGAAAUACAUGGUAGAUCAUUUUGAAUCAGCACGACUAUCGAGGAAUCGAACAAAACUGGUUUCAUCAUUACAAAAACAAAGAUCUGGAAUAUCGGAUAACAUUCCCGAAAGUAGUUUUAAGUUUAGUAAUAGCCUAGUCAAUAAAACAUUUAAUAAAUUUAGUACUGAUAGUAGUAGUGGUAAUAGAAAUAAUUUAACUAGUAACCUAAGUAGGUUACGAGACAAUAAAAGUAGCUCAAAUAUUAGGUUAACAACAUAUAGACCCCGUUUUGCAGGAUUAGCGAAAACCACUCUAGCUCCUAAUUCAACUCCAAGAUCUAGAACAAAAAGUGAUAAAUUUUCCGAUCAAAACGUACAAAGUAAGAAUGAGGAAUCAAACGAAGAAACGCGAUGGAGUGGUAAAGUAAAUACACUGAAUGAUUACGAUGACGAUGAAGCCGAUCCUGAUUUUCUGCCUUUGAGUGCUGGGAAUGGCAAGGAAAGUCCUGUAAGUGAUAGUAAGGAUGACGAUAGUAAAAAGACAUUAUCUGAUCAAGUGAAGGAAGGAAAAUAUGGUUUAAUACAAAAUGAGUUGUUUCAAGAAACACCAAAGAGGCCAGGAAUCAUAAGUUAUGCCACAAACUCUGAAACAGCCAACGACAACAAAAAUACAUUGGGAGGCUUACAACAAGAGGAUAUUUGGUUGGCAGAAAAUUCUUUAUUGGUCUUAAAAGGAGGUGAUUUGAAUUCCAAAACAGACGAUGAACCAUGGAUUCCAAUCGAUGGAUAUAAAUCUGAAAAGAGGCCGGUAAAAAUUCCCACCAACCCAAAAGUGCCCCCUCCUUUUCCGAUUCAAUUAGAUGAAGAUGGACCUGUGCAGUUUCUCGGAAAUAACCCGUUUCCCGUUUUUAAUCCAUUCACGAAUGAAUCCAUUAAUCUUCUGGCACCUAAUGGCCUUCCUCAGGCUGAACCUUAUUUUAAGAAUUUUCCAUUUCCUCUCCCUCCUCCAGAAAACUUAACUAACACAUUCAUACCACCUCCAUUGCUACACUCUUUAGUGAAUCCUAAUCAAACGUUUAUUAAUCCAUUUAUUAAUUUUCCCGCCCCACCAUUUGGUCCACCCUUUGGGCCAAACAUUGACCCUAAUAAUAUGACUGAAUUUGACGAAGAUGAUCCUUCCUUGUAUUAUCCGCCUCCAUAUAGUUUUGUCUAUAAAAGCAAUUAUAGCAAUAUAGUGCCUCCUGGCCCUCUAGUUCCUGGAAUAGUGCUUCCUCCUCCUCCAGACUUUUUCACUCGAUUAAACGAUACAAAGCCUAAAAAGCCUGGCAAGACGACACAAGAUGUAAUUACUCGACUGCAGAAAAUAAAUGGCCGCACAAAACUUUACACCACCACUCUUCGACCGACUGUACCUUCAGGAAAAACUAGUACAGGUCGUACUGUUCUUAAGCCAAAGCCUGUGAGUGUAGAAGUCACAAAGGCUAAAGUUCGAGGCCCAAUUGAUCCGAUCAAAGACUUUGACCGGUUUAAUUAUGUCAAACCAACUAGUACACCCAUUCAACAUUCCACAACGACAACAAUCAAACCUACAACUGUAUAUUACAACUACUUCGAGGCAACCGAGCCUUCUUCAACCACAAAACGACCAAAAACAAAUGGACGUACCAUGACUUACAAAGAAAUCGUGCGAAAACCUAUCAAUUAUGACUCCAGUACAACUACAUCAACGAAAAAGCCGCUUCCUGCAAACACUUACUUACCUGUUCAGUCACAUGAAUUCGAUAAAUUUGUCUACAUUACUCCAAAGCCGGAGAUCAGAAACAAUGGUCGACCAACUACAGAAAAUUAUGACUUUGUUCCAAUAAGUAACAUACAGUUCCUUCCCUCAAAACAAUCGCAAAUUAAAUCAUUUGAAGAUGAAAUUGAAACAAUUAAACAAACUUUGAAGUUUUACAAAACUACAACACCGUCCUCAAAGUUGACUUCAUCUACUUCUCGACCGGUGUAUGAAUACUCCUUUGGCACACAGAAUAACAACGAUAACUAUGGAUUUAAACCAAUCAUACCGAACUAUCAAGGUUACUUUAGCGAAGCAGUGACUGAUGCACCAGCAUUUUAUCCUAGUACAACUAUCCUAUCACCUUAUUCUGUCAAAUCCAAAAAGCCUAAAGCUGGUCGUGGUCAUACUAUUACUCAAACAUUAUACGACUCACACAGUGAUGCAACAACCGAAUUUCCCGUUUAUCCAUCGACACGUAUUCCAUAUUAUGUGCCAAAAUAUCACCAGAGCUCCACGCAAAAUCCUCAUGCAGCCAUUGUCUCCAUUGAGAAACAGAUUUUACGCGAAUUAAUCCCACAAACGGGCGCCAUUCCACAUAGUAACUUUAAUAGUAAUAAAAAUAAUCAGCAACAAUCAUCACGCUUCAAGCAAUAUUACCAGCAACCUCAUGAGCAAUAUCACACAAAAACGAGACCACAUCAAGAGGAAGUGACACAACAAAUAUAUUAUGAUGCUCGUAAGCCACUAGAACGCGUUGUGAUUGGAAACCAAACAUACAUUGUUUAUCGCAUCAAAGGUUCUUCAGCAAGACCUUAUCAAACACAAAGUCCUUCCUCAAGACCUCGUCCUCAUACUCCACUAAGACAACACUCACAGCUUCAUCAUCAUUAUCGUGAGCCAACGAAUGGUCAUCAACAACCAAUUACGCUUGAUAGUGAUAUACAUGUCAAUUAUAGACACCCAUUACCUGAAAUUAAUCCCGAUAGUGAAUUCAUUCCAAGCUACAAUCCAGCAGAUAUAGCUCAACAUAGCACCGUCUCUGGAAAAUAUCAACGCGAUCCACAGUUGAUACAAUAUAAAUUACCAGGGGAUCAAGCUCAUGUCUACUUUUUGCCACCAGUGAAAAGAUAAUAGCCAUGCUAAUCUGAACGAAAUGUUUGCUUUCUUUUUUCUGUCUUUUCCAAAAUUAUCUUACUGAUGUUGUGAUAAAGUACAUAUAAAUUUAUAUUUCUUGCUUGAAUACUCUAAAACCGCUCAAAAUUUCUUUUAAUAUAAAAUAUGUAAUUACUUAUUUAGUAAAUUAUUAUUAUUUUACCAACA
This is a messenger RNA of Culicoides brevitarsis, 3231 nucleotides long. RefSeq lists its product as uncharacterized. The transcript has 2 exons. The record is from RefSeq and is a predicted model, not a curated record. NCBI's taxonomy places the organism in Eukaryota, Metazoa, Arthropoda, Insecta, Diptera, Ceratopogonidae. Bases 1 to 3042 code for a protein of 1013 amino acids.